Molecule: messenger RNA, 955 nt
Organism: Penaeus vannamei (Pacific white shrimp)
Lineage: Eukaryota; Metazoa; Arthropoda; Malacostraca; Decapoda; Penaeidae
Product: triosephosphate isomerase
Biological process (GO): glycolytic process; glyceraldehyde-3-phosphate biosynthetic process; glycerol catabolic process
Cellular component (GO): cytosol
Molecular function (GO): triose-phosphate isomerase activity
Source: RefSeq, a predicted model, not a curated record
UGGUCAUCUAACGCUCUCUGGAAGGAGAAGUAACCAAGAACAGAAGUAAACAAGAAGACAAUCUUCAGAAUGUCGAGCCAAAGGAAGUUCUUCGUGAUCGGGAACUGGAAGAUGAACGUGGACAAAGCCCGGAUCGACAACAUCGUCAAGUUCAUGUCGGCGGCCUCGUUGGACCCCAACACAGAGGCCGUGGUUGGCUGCCCUUCCUGCUACCUGUCCUACGCCCGCCAGAGACUCCCUGACGAGAUCGCUGUCGCCGCUCAGAACUGUUACAAGGUUGCUCAUGGUAACUUCAGCGGCGAGAUUUCUCCCGCCAUGAUCCUGGACUCGGGCUGCGAGUGGGUCAUCCUGGGUCACCCUGAGCGAAGGACCAUCUUCAAGGAGUCAGACCAACUCAUCGCCGAGAAGGUCGCGCACGCGCAGCAGACUGGCAUCAAGAUAAUCGCGUGUCUGUGCGAGACGUCGGAGGACCGCGAGGAGGGUCGCACGGACGACGUCCUGUUCGGCCAGAUGAAGUCCCUCGCCAGCAUCAGCGACUGGUCGCGUGUGGUGAUCGCCUUCGAGGCUCUGUGGGCCAGCAAUACCGGCGUCCUGGCCACAGCUGCGCAGGUACAGGAGGCCUUGGCCAAGCUGCGACACUGGCUGCGCGCCAACGUGAGCGACAAGGUGGCCAACAGCACCAGAAUCCUGUACGCAGGUUCCGUUUCGUCGAGCAACUGUCGAGAGCUGGCUCAGCUGGAGGACCUGGACGGCUUCCUGGUGGGGAGCGCGGCCCUCAGACCCGACAUCGUCGACAUCAUCAACGCCCGACGACCCGACGUGUCCAGCCUCAUUGCGCACUUCGACCGACCCGACGGCCGACGCGCCUGACGCGGGCGGGUCACUCCUAGUUUUCGUAGUUUUAUGGCUGUUUAUUUAUUGAAAUAAAUAUAAGAAAUGUUUCUAUUUUCAUCGA